UCAGUACCUAAUGUACAACUCAGCGAACAGUCCAGUCCAAGCCUCGCUCUCCUCGAGGCGUACGUUGUGUGUUUUGCUUCUCCUCGCGAGGAUGUGUUCCGUCAACACACCCUUUUUCCGUUGGCGUAGAUAAUAUUUAGGGAAAUGACACAACUAGUGGAGUGUGAUUGAUAGCUAAGAAGCACGUUUUCGCAUAGUUAAACGCACAAAUUAGAAUUAAUUCGCCUAGAAUGGUGCAAAUUGCAUGUGAGAAUUUCGAUUGAAGUGAGAUGAGGACCCCCUCUGUAAUUAGUAUAUUGUCGUUCUUUUAAUGGUUGUGUUUGGUUCGUUCCUUUUUGCUUCAGACUGGUUAUAACGACCAGUUCGGUUCACCAAGUGUGAGUGCGGUCACGGUUAAGGUUUAUACGGUCUCGUAGUGCAAUGUGUGGGUUCGUUCGUAAAGUGCAUUCAUUCUGUAGUGUUUUGAAUCGUCCUGCUUAAUGUACAUUCAUUCUGCCUACAAUCGGGAAGGUGCUGUUUUUUGUAUAAUAACAACACCUUAAUGGUGAACGGUCGAACGCGUUAGUGGGAAGCAGAUGAUAAGUGUGGCGAUGAAAUAUUGUUUGAUUAAGAGUGUAUGCAAUAAUGAAAGUUAAUGAGAAUAAAUAAUUAUUAAAUGGUGUUCUAAUAAAUAUGUCGAUAAAUAGCUAAUGUAGCUAAUGCAAUCUAACGCACAAAAUAUAAAACUAAGUAGAAAUUAUUCAACUUUAUAUUCAUCUAUACCCCAAGACGAUUGAUCAAUAUAAAAACAUCAUACAUACAUAGUUAGAACAUUGGGUGCGCAAAAUGACCGACUCGCAAUACCUCCUCCAUCUGCGGUUGCGGCGCGAAGAGCUGUACGAUUUAGACAUCGAAGACAUCAAAGAUGAACUGAUAACGAAUAAAAUUUUUACCCGAGCCGAAGUCGCAGAGAUACUUGCCGAACAAAAGGAUGACGAUCGAUUGGAUUUGCUUUUCCUUAUACUCGAACAGAAACAUCACAAAGGAAAUGUCCUACUUGUCAGUGAAUUCCUGGAUGUUCUCAAACCCUACUAUAACUGGAUCGUUGAACAACACACUGAAGAUCUUAAAAACGGUAGCACCGGGCCUAUCAUUCGCUUCAUUUCCUAUCUCAACAAUACAACUGUUCCAAGCAUUGAUGAGCUCAAUGUCUACAGACGGGAGCAGCUGUGGCAGAUCCAGAAGUACCUAAAACAACUGAAGCAUGGUGUGAACGGUCAACGAUAUCUUUUCGUACACGGAGGCUUUGGUACGGGCAAGUGGACACUGGUGAGUCAAACUUGCGCAAACUUCUCCAUCGCCCACCACAUGGAGUUUCACAUAUUCUACCUAAGUUUGGCCAACUGCAAAACGGAUGUGCAAAUUCUCGAGCAACUCGAGCAUCUCAGCCAUCAGAUGGAAACCGACUACAAAAGCGACGACGUCGCCUACAAUGGACGCUAUCCCACCAACGAAAUCUACCUUCGCAGGAAGCGCCUGAUCCAGCUGUUCGAGAAUCGCUUCCGUUCCAGCCUGCUUAUUCUGUCGCACGUUCGUGAUCCCACUUUGAUUGAAAAGUUUGACCUGAAAUGCAAAACUUUGGUCGUCACCAGUAGUACCGAAGUCAUCAACAAAGUGAACGAAAACGAACGGUUCGUCGUUAACCUGGCCUUCGGAUUCACCGAGGACGAAAGCAUGGAACUCUUCGGUAAGGCACUCCGCCUGAAAUCGGGUCAUCUCCCGGUGGAAGCCCACCAAAUUCACCGGAGGUGCAAUGGUAACCCGUUCGUCAUCAAACUUAUAGCCCGGAAGAUGUCCGAUUACGCGAAAACGUACAGCACGGUAGCGACCGGCGUCGUGCUGGACGUGUGGCAGAAAUUGGCCCAAGAUUUGCACAACCAUCCGAUUGCGAUCGAAAACUCCACCAUCCGGUCGAUAUUGGACCAGUUGAGCGAAAAGGAGCAGAAAGCAUUCCGCGAUUUGGUGAUCUUCCGGGACAAUGUUAAAAUCCCUCACAGUGUUCUACAACGUUAUUGGGGCAUGACAGCGGAGGACACGGAAUUGCUUACAUCGAAGCUUAUCAGCAAAGGCUUGCUGGACAAGCGGAUCUCCAAUCAGCAGGACUUCUACAUCCUGCACUAUGUAUGUUAUAGCUUCCUAUGCAAGGAAAAGCCAGGUGAAACUUAUGCUAACCUUCAUCGUCGAUUGGUCGAAAGCUAUAGAAUAUCUGACGCACUCCGCCACCGGACCGAACUGGACUUGCUAAAGUUUUUCCCAAAUGAUCACUACUUCCACUACUACAUCGCGAUUCACCUGGAGAAAUCGGGUUUGCACCAGCUUUUUCCGGACCUUUUCACAGACUUUGGUUUCCUGGAGCAGAAGGUACGCUACACGGGUCUACCGAAUACGGUUGGCGACCUGCGGGUGUUUCAGGAGUACAUCUUCACCCGUAUGGGAAAUCCUGAGUUCUACGCCGAAAUGCUGACAGAAUUUCUCAUGGGGGCGGAGGUUCUGCUGUCCAAAUCGGCGGACACAUGCCUCUUGCAACUUGCUUUGAACUGUACCGGAAUGAUUGCGGAUGAAGCGAAGGUGCAAGCUAGUCAAUUCAAUAACCGAGUUUGGUUUUGCGACAUCGAUCACACUCAUCAGCACCAGUUGGUUCAGGUGCGCAGCACUCCGCACAAAGUACGAUUUCAAGACACAGGAUCCGCGCUGGUUAGCUUGGAUAACAAUCAAAUCUCCUUGGUUGAUCUCUCGCCAUGGUAUUCUGCUCCGGCCACCAUAUUCGACGGAAACCAAGGUCGAGUGAACGAUAUGCAGAUGAUCAACAAUGUACUCAUAUCGUUGGACGAUAAGGGAACGAUCAAUGUAUGGUCUACGAAGAAUAUACCACAGGACCGAAAUGUUCGACAGCAUGGAAGUGAUGGAAACUUUCGCAAAAGAGCUCAAAGCCUACGUUCUUUGAAUUAUAACACAGAUCCUUUUGCGAGUUUCUGUAACGUGCAGAAGAGAGGCUUUUCCAAUAUGGCUAGUAAUGCUUCAUCCGACUUGUUUGCCAUCACCAGAGAUGGAUUUUUAUAUUUCUACGAAGGAGUAAGCUCUUUUACACAGACAAACUUAUGCAACACUAGAAUCAUAAACACAUAUAUGAUCAAACCAUUGAUAGAUGGAGUAUCCAAAAUACCAAAACUGCUCUUCCUCACUGACGACAAUAUGGCGCACAUCUUCAAUUUAACCUCAACCAGCGUCGAGUACAGCUUCGAGGAACCCCAAGUUGUUAACAUCCACUACAUACACCCUAGACUUAUAUCCGUGGGUCCAAAUCAAAUCCGUUCGCGCACUUUUUGUCGGGAUCAACGUAGUCAGUUGAAAACUGACCGCUUGGAAGUGAUCUACGAAACGCCAUUCCAUCAUCAGAACACGUGUAGCGCCAUAUCGGACGAUAAUGAGUACAUCAUCUUGGGUACCACGCAAGGGAUCUCCAUCUUCAGUAUCCGAGACCACGUGGAAGUCCUCAGAACCAACAUCAGUCACAACAUUCUGGAUGUGGACAUUUAUUCGUUGGAUGACGACCGUUACCGAUACAUUUUAAUCUCCUCUUCCGAGGACAGUGAAAACGUUAUCAAUAUGUACUCGCUCAUGGUAACUGCCAACAAUCAGCUGGUUAGCAAUCAGUACCAACUAGGGGGCAACACAAACUUCCUGGUAGAUCUGGAUCGUGACCCAGUUACUAUAAAAACGAUCGAUCGCAGGCGCAUCAUCCAGAAGUUGCAAUUUUCUACCCUCCAUGAACGGGACGAUUUCGAUAAGUUGACGCCCGCCUGCGAGAACGCGCCACUGCCAAGCGAAAUCCAACAGUUGAUUCAGUGUCGAUCCGGGUACUACAUUGGGCUUAGAAAUGGCGAUGUUCUUCGGUUACCGCAGUGGUGCAAUCCCAAAGGUGGACCUGCUCCAGAAAUCGUACUCUGUUUAGAUGAGCCUAUUAGCCUGCUGAAGUAUUACGAUGAUAUCCAGCUGUUGGUGGCCGCUACUGAGAGGAGCUGUGUGAUAGUCAUCGAUAGCAAAAUAGAACACAAGAUCGGCAAUGAAAUUUGCGAAUGCUACUUGUAUUCGGAUCGGUAUUUGGUGCUAAUAUAUGAGAAUUGCAGCGUUGAGAUAUUCAACGCGCAAACCAAGAACAUCGAGAACCAACUCUCUCUAAGACUUACUUAUGGUGCAUCGACAUUCAAUGAGCAAUGUCUAAUCAUUUGUACAAGCAAUGGUGCUAUCAACCAACUGGAAUUCAGCUCAGAUGAGAACGAUUGCCUACAUAUAUACGUUAAACAUAGCUAUGGUCCGUCAGAAAACGGCCCGCUAAAGUGGAUUUCCAGCUGUGCCAUGUCUACUAACGGAGAAAUGCUUGCCGUCGGAUAUAAACGAGGUGCCAUAGAGGUGUACAACAUAGAGGAACGCAAACUGAUCGCCACACUUGAAUCGCACAAACGAGAAGUGGCUUCACUGUACUUCAGUCCCUGGCAGGACCCCAACAGCCCCCACAUACUGGUCAGCAUUGGAGAAGAGAUCGUGUUCUGGAGUUUGGACUAUGUGAUUAACAAUCCCCGGUUAGAUUCCAAUGACGUCAAAAGACGCUCCAACCGCUACAAAUCACGGUCUUCCAUCGUUUCCCCAGCCAUGGAAAUCCAUCAUCGAUCGUCAUUCGGCAGUCGCUCAUCGGGAUUAUCGUCGCCACUGGCUGGCAGUCCCGCUCGAAACGGAUCGUUCACCUUCGACAUAGACGAGGCCGAACUCCAGUGGUCCACUAAGGUUGGUCCGUCCAACAAGCCCCAAUUGCUCUCAUGCAUUAAACUGAUCGGCUCGGCCAAGAAACUAGCAAUCAGCAGAGAUUUCAAAAAGUUCUUCACCAUAGAUGACGAAGGAUAUCUCUACUACCUGAGAUUGUACCAAACAGAUCGUAACGCACUGGCCAGCCGUUUCGAGUCCCCACCGAUUCGGGUCCACUCUGCUAACGGUUCUUUCCUCAUCUGACUAAUAUCCCGCGGAGUUACUCGAACGGUGCUGACAUCAAUCUACUACAUGUUAAUGUACAUUUUCUAUACUGCGAUACUGAAUUGAUUAGCAUUUUUGUAUUGGUGCCAAAAUGCACAUGUUGACGUUUUGAAUGACGCAACAUUACGUGUUACUCCCGAUUUAUAUACAACUUAAGAAUAUUGUGCUAAUUGACACAAGAUCAAACUGAUCAAACUAGACUGUAAGCGAUAAAGACAUAAGCGUAAUGAGAGUGAUAGAUUUUUUUUGAAAAAAAUUUGAGAGGCAAAGACACAAAUUUACAAAUUUAAGAAAAUUGUUCUUAUAUGUUAAAGAAAAAAGUUUUGCCUAUACAGACUUAGAAAAGUUUAUAUCGCAAUCGUGAGAAAAAAGACCUGAUACGAUAAAUUGAAAAAUACGGUUUUAAACGAAAUUUUAGCAAUCUUUAGACGCAUUUCGAUAGUGAAGAUAAAUUUUUAGAUUGGUUUUAUAUUGUAUCACACUCUGGCAUUUACUUAUUUGCAUAAAUGGAUUAUUUCGAAGUUUAUUGCUCAAAUGCUGCAUUUGUUAGAUAUAUUUGAUAUAUGCUAAAUAAAUACAUUUUUUUUUUUCAUUAUGUUUAGCUUUAUAAAAAUGAUUUCAUUUCCGUUUCCAUUUAUUAUUCCAAUCAUAUGACAUCGUGCUCACAAACUCCUUUUUCUUCCAUCCAUCUUUUUAAGUAGAUUAUUUCCCAUUUCAAUAGGAAAGCGCAAUGAAAUAAGUGAAUUUUA
This is a messenger RNA of Armigeres subalbatus, 5813 nucleotides long. RefSeq lists its product as uncharacterized. The transcript is spliced from 6 exons. Gene Ontology annotation, molecular function: protein binding; ADP binding. The record is from RefSeq and is a predicted model, not a curated record. Lineage: Eukaryota; Metazoa; Arthropoda; Insecta; Diptera; Culicidae. Bases 826 to 5043 code for a protein of 1405 amino acids.